This is a messenger RNA of Hirundo rustica (Barn swallow), 2050 nucleotides long. RefSeq names its product centrin-2. Gene Ontology annotation, cellular component: centrosome; centriole. Gene Ontology annotation, molecular function: calcium ion binding. Bases 472 to 822 code for a protein of 116 amino acids. Gene Ontology annotation, biological process: nucleotide-excision repair; centriole replication; mitotic cell cycle. NCBI's taxonomy places the organism in Eukaryota, Metazoa, Chordata, Aves, Passeriformes, Hirundinidae. The record is from RefSeq and is a predicted model, not a curated record. The transcript is spliced from 5 exons.
GGCCGUCGCUGCUGCCCGGUUACGUCGCACGGCGCGCCCCGGAGAGGCCCCCCUACUCCAGCGGGAAAAAGACGCCCGGAGAAAACCCGAGAUUCGCAAAAUACGUCACCUGCUCUCGGCAUGCCUGGUGCUUCCCGGCACAGCUCACAGACCGUUCGGGCCCCGCAGCGUUGUUGGAAUGGCAGCGGCCAGGCCUUGAGGUGGAACCUGAAAGGGAUUUGUACAACUCAGAUGUGAAAUAAAUGGAACAGUAAGUCUCCGUAGCCAGGGAAAAAUCUCGUGUGUCUUCUUCCCGGAGCAGUAUAAAGGGCAUCCAGCUAUAGAAAACCUGGCUUAGGUACAGCCCAGCGGAAGAAAAGUGGCUUGAAAUCUGAACUUACAGAAGAGCAAAAGCAGGAGAUCAGAGAGGCUUUUGAUUUGUUUGACACUGAUGGAUCUGGAAGCAUCGACAUAAAAGAACUGAAGGUUGCAAUGCGUGCCUUGGGCUUUGAGCCAAAGAAGGAAGAGAUUAAGAAGAUGAUAGCAGACAUUGACAAAGAAGGAAGUGGCACCAUCAAUUUUGAAGACUUUUUGGCUAUGAUGACACAAAAAAUGAGCGAAAAGGACUCCAAAGAAGAAAUCCUGAAAGCUUUCAGAUUAUUUGAUGAUGAUGGCACAGGAAAAAUUUCAUUCAAAAACUUGAAGAGGGUUGCCAAGGAGCUGGGAGAAAAUUUAACAGAUGAAGAACUUCAGGAAAUGAUUGAUGAAGCUGAUCGAGAUGGCGAUGGGGAAGUAAGUGAGCAAGAAUUUUUGAGAAUCAUGAAGAAAACUAGCUUAUACUAAUAUUUGUUGCCUUGCUGUACAGCUGGUCCAAAAGAUAACCUGGCUUAAAAACUGGGCUUGUGCCUUCUGCCAUGUGAACAAAGUCUGAAGGGACAGAUUUUUUUGUUUAUCUCCCUUUUUCAACAAAGAUAAUUGGGGAAGGAGGGCUGCAGUACCCAAAACGGCCAAAAUGAGAUACUGCAGAAGUCAAAAGGAAGGAUGAACUGAGCCUGCAAAGCAGGGUCCCUUCCCCUCCACCAUAACAACUUCCCUGAUUGCCAUUUUGGAUAAAAACCUCUGUGUUUUACUGUUUAACUAAAAGAUACUUCACCUGAGAUGUGAAGAUUCCCACUGCUGCUGGGAAAAGGCUACUUUGCCUUUCCUAAGGCUACUGAUUGAAGGGACAAGCACAGUAUUUUUUAUUCCUUUGAAGGUUUUUUAGGUUAUCUUUCGAUACUUGUCUCCUGUUGUUUAUUUCCAUGAAAGACAAAUUAAUUGCAUAUUUGUCUGUAUUUCUGUAUGAAACAAUGUUUUCAUAUGGCAAGUUGUUUUUGGAAUUAAUGGAAAGCAAAUGUAGAUUUGGUUCUUCCUGUGGAGCUGUGUGCCAUCCAUAGAUGUUCUUGUGUUUAUCUGAGCACCUGAAACCAGAAUGAAACUUGAAUGUAACCUGCUUGGGUGACCAAAGUUUAUUGUUUAUAACCAGGCAACACCUUGUGCCAUUUUUCUUACUCCCCAGACAUUACAGAGCUGCUGUUACUCAAAAAAAAAGUUCAGUUCCAUUGUGCACUAGGGUUAAUUUUGUCUUGUUGACAGUUACAUUGCAGAGAGGAUUUGCAUCUGAACUGGAAAAGUAGCUGACCAUGUACAUCUGUGGAACACUGAAUAUAUUUAGAUCCAUGCAGUUCAAAUCCAUUUCGCACAUCACAGAUUUUGGGGUGGUUUUUUUAGGGGUACCUUCAUUUUCUUUAGCAUUUCUUGCAUCUACUGUCAAUCCAGGACUCAUUGGAGAGCCACAUUUACUUCUGAAUUAUAGAGCAGUGACAUACAGCCUGCUAUCUGAUUAUGUGGCUCUGCGGGAGGGUUUAUCCUUUACAGACAAUCAGCUUCAAAACUUUUAAAUCCUGUAAAGCUACAGAGGCCCGAGAAUUCCCCUGUUAACAUGAUGGCUGUAGAUGUAAUCUAUAGUACUGUAAGUGUUUUAAAAUGUCUUAACUUUGUAUAAGUGUGAAAUAAAAAUGUUUUGCAAAUU